AUGGUGUUGGAAAAUUUGAAUAUGUCAGAUAAUAUUCAAAGAUUUUAUUAUGAAAUAGAAAGAUUAAAUAGUUUUGUGAAUUGGCCAGUUACAUUCUUAAGUCCAAAUUUAAUGGCAAAUGGUGGAUUCUAUUAUUUUCAGAGAGAAGAUUUUGUUCGGUGUGCAUUUUGUGGUGUAGAAAUUGGAUCUUGGGUUGAAGGUGAUGAUCCUGCAUCAGAUCAUAAACAAUGGUCACCAUCAUGCAAACUUUUACAAAAUAUACCAUGUGGAAAUGUUCCCAUAAAAAAUAACUCUAAAGAUGAGUUAUUACUUUCAUUUCAAAACUUAGGAAUUAAUCAAAUUAAAUUUCCAUCCUUUCCCAAUUACACAUUAUUAGAUGCAAGACUUAAAUCUUUUAAAAAUUGGCCAAAAACAUUAAAGUUUACACCUGAAAUGUUUAGUGAGGCUGGAUUUUUUUAUACAAAGAAGGGAGAUGGUAUUAUAUGCUAUUACUGUGGUGGGGGUUUAAAUAAUUGGAAUGAGGAGUCGGAUGAACCCUGGGUUGAACAUGCUAGAUGGUUCUCAAAAUGUUAUUUUUUAUUAACAACUAAGGGGAAAGAUUUUGUUAGUAAAAUCUGUAAACAAUCUUUAACAAAAAAAUUAAAACAAGAUACUUCAAAUGAAUGUAAACCAAAACAAGAGGAGGAUAAUAAAACAGUACUAAGCACCAAUUUACAAAAUAAAACUUCAGGAAGUAAUGAAUGCAAAAUAUGUUAUAUGGAAGAAGUUGCUAUUGUAUUCUUACCCUGUGGUCAUGCUGUGGCCUGUGUAAAGUGUGCUUUGUCACUAAUUAAAUGUGCCAUUUGCCGUCAAACUAUUACUGCAACCAUCCGUGUGUUUUUUUCAUAA
Messenger RNA from Macrosteles quadrilineatus (aster leafhopper), 888 nucleotides. Its product is annotated as death-associated inhibitor of apoptosis 1-like. The transcript is spliced from 2 exons. Gene Ontology annotation, cellular component: nucleus; cytoplasm. The coding region runs from base 1 to 888 and encodes 295 amino acids. The record is from RefSeq and is a predicted model, not a curated record. NCBI's taxonomy places the organism in Eukaryota, Metazoa, Arthropoda, Insecta, Hemiptera, Cicadellidae. Gene Ontology annotation, biological process: regulation of cell cycle; positive regulation of protein ubiquitination; negative regulation of apoptotic process. Gene Ontology annotation, molecular function: cysteine-type endopeptidase inhibitor activity involved in apoptotic process; ubiquitin protein ligase activity.